UUCCUCCCUUCUCUUCCAUUUUCUCUCCCUUCUUCCCUCUCCGUUUCCUUUUUCCUCCUUUUUCAUUUUCUCUCCCUUCUUUCCUCUCCGUUUCCUCCAUUCCUUCCUCCCUUACCUUUCCUCCCUUCUCCGUAUCCUCCCGUCUCUUCCAUUUUCUCUCCCUCCCUUCCUCUCCUCCGUUCGUGUUUUCUCUCCCAUUUUAUUUCUCGUUAUUGAACCCCCGGGGGCGGCACGUCAGCCACAGGGGCGCCGCUGAGGGCCACGGGGGGACCAUCGCACCUGUAUACCCUUAGUGGUUCGUUCCACAGGUUCCUCAGCAUCUAAAUGAGCGCCUGUGAUCAGCAUGUCAGCAUCUUCCGGGUCACAAGCAAAGGGGGAGAAAUCAAAGAAGUUCCAGUCACUGAACAUAAAUAAUAUAUUCAAGGGCAAGUCUAUUGAAACCACCCAGAAAACUGUAAUUCAGAAACAUGGCAUGCAAAGUCUGGGUAAAGUGGCGUCUGUGCGGCGCGUUCCCCCUCCUGCGAACCUGCCAAGCCUGAAGGCAGAGAACAGCGGCAACGACCCUAACGUGAACCUGGUACCUGCUGGCGGACAAGGAUGGGGCAGCAAGGCGGAGGAGAUGACCCCCGAUGGUUCCUCCACCCCUCAGGAGGUCACCCCGACCCCAACACCACCGCUCGACCUCACUCCAAAGGUGCCCGGGGCAGGGGUGCCUACAAGUGUGGAUGCGGCCGGCCCAGCAUCAACCAACAGCGGCCUUGGAGGCACCACAAGCUCAACUCAAAAUUCUCAACCUUCAGUGCUGGAUGGCGGGAGCGUUGGCGGCGCGAACCUCAACUCAGCAGCUGCAGCAGCCGCUUCAGCCGCCGCCGCCGCUGCAGCCGCCAGUAUUACCAACAACACCACCACCACUCCCAUCAACAACAACAACAACAGCAGCUGCACCACAAACAACAAAAACAGCGGCAGCCCCGGUGUAAACAGCCUGGCCCCCCCUGCCCCCUGCACCACCCCCCUCACCACCACCACCCUCCCCCCCCAGACCACCUCAAAGCCCUCCCUGGGGACCCUCGCCCCGAACCUCACCCCGAGCCUCCCCGUGCCAGCCCCGAGCCAGCCCCUCGUGCCGGGCCUGAGCAAUGGGAGCGGGGCGGCGGCCGGUGGCGUGGCGGGGAGUGGCGGGGGCAGCAGCAAGCCGUGGAGCAAUGCAGCGGCUGGCGGUGGGCUCCCUGGUGGUUCCCCCGGGGCACCUCACCCCCUGGAUGGUGGGCACCCACAGUCCUCCUCAGUCCAGCAGUCGCCGUUUUUUCAUCGGGAGUUCCCCAAGCUUGGUGGUGGCAGCUUGCCGGCAGAGUCUACGCCGCAGUACGGGCCUGGACCCAGUCUGAGGCCACAGACGGAGGGCAGCUGGAUUCAGGGUGGAGGGCGUGGUGUGGCGCAGCUGCCGCAGGAUGACCGCCUUCCCAGCCCACAGACCACAAACUCUUUUAAUGGUGACCUGCACCCCCCUAAUCGUACAGGGGGGCUGGGGCCAAGAGGAACCCCCCCUGGAGGUCCGUCAAUGGGCCCUGGGGGUGGUAUGGGCUCCAUGGGUCCUGCCCCACCUCACGGGGCGCAACUCCAUCAGUUUAGAGGCGUGACACCACCAUACAUGGGCCGUGGUAAUUUCCCCGGAGGCUUCCCGCCCAACUACCCCGGGCACCCCCGGCCGCCCUUUGGGAGGGAGCAGCAGCUACGUUACCGAGGCAACGGCCCCCCGCCCGGCCCCGGUGAGGAGGACAUAGUGGUGCCGCCGCCCAUCAUCAAGAAGGAGGCGUUGGAGGGCUUUGAGGAUGACCAGUGCCUGGCCGAGGGCUGGGCCACCAGUGCCGGCGAGGUGGACUACAACCAAAAGCUGAACUUCAGUGAGGACGAGGGUGCGGCGGAGGAAGACGGCAGCAAGCAGCGGCAGCUGGACUGGAAGGUUGAGCGCCGCGACCGCUGGGAGAAGGAGCAGCAGGGCAGGGAGGCAGGCCGUGGCGAUGGUGAAGACCUGCUGGGCCUGCGGGACAGGGACCAGGACAGGGAGCAGCAGCACCAGCACCAGCAACAACAGCAGCACCAACAGCAGCACCAGCACCCACAGCAGCAGCAGCAGCAGCAGCAGCCACUGCUGCGGGACAGGCCCCUCCUGGGCCCCAGGGACCGUGACCCCCGGCGGGAGGCUGGUGGAGAUGACCGCCGCCCCCAUGAUACCCGGAGGUACUCCCCCGGGAGGUGGCAGCCCCCCCAGCAGCAGCAGCAACAGCCCCAGCAGCCCCAGCAGCAGCGUGGGGCCUUUGACUACCAGCGCGGGGGGCUGGCCAGGGACUUCAGCGGCCCCCAGGGGUCAGGCAUGAGGGGGGCAGGACCCCCUCACCACCCCCCACACUCCCACUCCCCCUCCCUGGGCACAGUGCACCCCCCCAACCACCCUGCCUCACACCCCCACGCUGCCUCCCACUCCCCCACGCCCCACCCCCCUGCACCCCACCCCCGGGAAGAGGAGGAGGCCUGGCGUGAGAAGCGUGCAGCCACGGAUGAGGUUCAGGCCGCUCUGGAGCGUGCACGCCUGCGCCAGGAGGAGGAGGAGAAGCGCUUUGAGGAGAAGAAACGCUUUGAGCAGAGCAAGCAGCAGCAGCAGCAACAGCAACAGCAGCUGGCCGCUGGCGGCCCCGGUGGCGGAGGCAAGAAGCCCCACCGUGAGCUGUGGGAAGGGCGACCCAAGGAGCGUGAGGACCCCUCUGACCCCCACGGCAGCGGGUGUUCCCGCAGCAACAGUGAGUCCCGAGAGGACCGCGCGCCCCUCAGGGACUACCGCCAGUACCCGGACAAGCGCGAUGGCUACCGGGACACCUACCGGGACCAUCCCCGAGAGCAGUACGAGCGGCCCUAUGAGCGGCCUCACGAGCGGCCCCACGAGCGGCCCCAUGAGCGGCCCCACGAGCGGCCCCACGAGCGGCCUCAUGAGCGGCCCCGGGAGCAGCAGCCGGUCUUCUCCAACCAGUUCAAGAACAAGCUGCCGCCGCGCUUCCAGAAGCAGCAGCAGCAGCAGCAGCAGCAGGAGAUGAUGCGCGGACAGCAGCAGCCCUUCCGCGGCGGCCCAGGGAACCAGCCGCCAUCCUUUGAGCCGCGCUUCAACGCCGGCGUCAAGGCAUUCAUGGCACGCGAUGCUGACCCACUGGUGAAGGACAGACGCAUGAGAACGGACAGUGACACAUCUGGUGAGGUGGAGGAGCGGCCGGCCAGCCUGCCAUCCGCCGAGCGUCACCGGGAGGACCGGGAUGACCGUGCCCUCUACGACCGAGUGGACCGCCCUGAGAGGCUGGACAAGCUGGAGCGCCCGGACAGAAGCGACCUCAGAGCCAGGGAUGACUUCUAUGAUCGCCCUGAGAGAGACGGUAGGUACCGUGGCCGUGGGUCUCAGGGAAGCUACCGUGACCGCCCCGAGCGAGAGAGUUGGGCGCGUACUACCUACCAUGAGAAGAUUGAGGACCGGGAGAGGGCAGCGCAGGAGCAGCGAGACUUUGACUUUGACAGGAGGAGGAACAUGAAUGGCGAGGACUGGGACGGCAAGAGUCGGGACUUUGAGCGUGACAGCGGCAAGCCCCGGCGCCUGGACCGGCCCGACAAGGAGCCCCUGCUGGACCGUCGCGGCGAGGGCAAGAUGGAGUCCUGGGGCCGCCCCUACGAGCCGGAGCCCCAGCCCCAGCCCCAGCCCCAGCCCCAGCCCCAGCCCCAGCCCCUCAUGAAGGAGGACGGGUACGAGGGCGGCCUGGGGGGCGGCGGGGAGCUGCGCAUGACUCACAAGGAGUGGGACAAGGAGGUGGAGGCCGCCGAGAAGAUGGAGGAGGUGCGCGAGCGUCCCCAGCGGCCCGACAGCCGGGACAGCCGGUCCAGCCGGGAGUCCCGCGCCAGCAAGGACUCCUUCGACAGGUCCUCCAGCAUCCUGCCACGGGAGAAGAAGCUGGAGAUCACCUCCUGGGCCGACGCCACCUAUGAGUACGAUGACUACUACCGUGCCGAGGCCAGGGCCGAGGACCUCAGCGGCGGCCAGGAGUCCCCCAAGAAGGCCGAGGCCAAGGAGGAGAAGCCUGCCAAGGCCCCGGGCAAGGAGGCCAAGGAGGAGGCCCGCACAGAGGAGGCGGACGGCCCACAGCGGGAGGCCCAGAAGGAGGGCGGCGGGGGGCGGCCCUCCAUCGCCCCGGCCCCGGCCCCCAUCACCAGGGAGAGGCUGGAGGCCUCGGACAAGGAGAAGGAGAUCCGGAAGAACAUGACCACCCUGAAGAAGGCCAGCCAGGGGGAGGCGGCGGUGCGCAAGGUUGAACCCAAGGAGCCGCCGCACCCCAAGGAGCAGCGCGACAACGUUUGGGCAAGCCGUUCAAAAAACGGCGAACGCUCCCGCCCCGAUUCCAGCGGCACGGCGCCGGUGGGGGCCAGCAGCACGGCCGGCAGCCUGAGCAGCAGCAGCAGCAGCAGCAGCGGCAGCAGCAGCAGCAGCACCAGCAGGGCCGGGGAGGCUCCCAGCGUGUGGGGCCUGGCCCGCCAGCACCAGGCGGCGGCGGCGGCGGCGGCAGCAGCAGCAACAACAAUGGCACCAAGCCAUUCAGAGAACCCCACCACCAACACCACCACCACCACGGCCAGCACCACGGCCAGCGCGGUGGCGGCCACCAGCCAGGCCACCACUACCACCACCAACAACAUCAACAGCUGCAGCAGCAUCAACAUCAACAACAACAACAACAGAAACAGUAUCAACAGCAGCAGCAGCAGCAGCAGCACUACAGCGGGCAGCAGCACCACCACCAGCACCACUACCACCACCACCACCACCCCAAACAGCAUGGGGGGCGAGGCGGUGGCGGUGGGGGGCAGCAGGGGGGUGUCGUCCAGCCCUCAGGAUCAGGCUCAGGCUGGGUCGAUGGUGGCCACACCACAGCCACACCAGCCACAGCCACAGCCGUUGAUGCAGCAGCUCAUCCAGCCCCUGCCACAGCUUCAUCACCACCACCACCACCACCACCACCAGCAGAAGCACCAGCAGUAUCAAGAGGCAGAGCAUCCAAAGCAGCCGCCACAGCAGGCACAGCCGCCACAGUCGUCACAGCCACAGGCAAGCCAGCCGGCGGCGGCGGGCGCGGCGGCCACAUCCGAGGCCAGUUCCACCACUACCCUCGCACCAGGGUCUUCUCAAACAGCAACCGCUGGCGCAGAGACACCUGAGGCCGCCACUGAGGGCGUGGAGGCCGCCAAGGCUGCCGAGCGUGGCGGGGGCGCCAAGACCGUCACAGCGGGAGGGCGCGGGAGCAGAGGCAGCAGAUACGAGUCUGCCAGGAGCACAGGGAGGAGUGGAGGACCCAGAGGAGGGGGAGGAGGAGGAGGAGGAGGAUCGUUCCCUUCGUACCGUGGAGGGCGAGGGGGCCGAGGAGGAGGAGGAGGAGGAGGAGGGAGCAGUGGGGGUGCGGGAGACUAUGGGCGUCGGAGCCGAGGCCCACCUCCAAGGUUCCAGAACAGAGGUUACCGGGAGGAUGACUACUACUACUAUGAGGACUACCAUGGACGCUCUCACAGGGACCGAAAGGAUGACUGGGUGAGCUGCGACGGUGACUGGAGCAGUGCCACGGUGCCUGCCUCAGGCGGUGGCGGCGGCGGCGGCGUCCUCGGUGGCUCGUCUCUGCCCAGCGGCCGGGAGGAGAGCGGCGAUGGUGAGCGCUCCCAGUUUGGUCGAGGUGGCGGCCGAGGGCGAGGGGAGGCCAGGCGGGGGAGCUCCAGGGGUGGUGGCCCGGCACUGCAGGGCCAGGGCCUCUCAGGGGGCAGGGGGCGGUCUGUGGCGGCUCAUGGUGGUGGUGCUGGUAGUGGUGGUGGUGGUGGUGGUGGUGGAAAAUUUGGUCCUGGCGAUGAGGGGAAGGGGCCCGGCGCAGACGUCGGCGUGUCUGACCCCACCGCAGGCAAGUCUCAGGCACCGCAGCCGCCGCCUCCACCGCCGCAGAGCAGGUUUGACAGGAUGCCGCCUAGGUUCCAGAAGCGGCGGGAGUACGAGCGGCAACGCGGCGGCCCCGCCACUGGCAGCAGCAUGGCUGCCAAGAAGGGCCGGGCCAGUGCGCCGUCCAGCGCCCCAGGCAGUGCGGCGCUGGCCCCGGCGGCCCCAGCGGCAGCCAAGCCAGCCGCCACCAAGGAAGGGACGCCGGAGACCACCGAAGAGGCUGACUGGGAGACUGCCUCUGAGAGCAGCGACCCGGAGGCCCGCAAGGAGAACAAGGAGAAGAGCAAGGAGCUGCGCGUCGGAGUCGGAGUGAAAGGAAGCAAGCCUGAUAGGAAGUGGGCCCCCGCGCCAGGUGGGGGUGUAGCACAGGGCCGUAACACUCUUGCCAAGGAGUCUAGAGCCGAGGGCCUGGGGGUCACCCCCCAGAGGUUUGGUGAGAAGAAGGCUCCGCAUAAAAAUGAGAAAACUAAGAAUCCUUCUGGUCCAGGUGGAAAGGGCACUAGAGCUGAAACUACUGUCAAUCAAGUACAUGAGAUAAAGUUAGAGCCAAGUGUUGCUGAAGUGAGCAACUUGAGCAACAAAAGUAAGCCCAAGCAAGAGAAAACCAACCCGUUGGAGGGCAUCGACUUGAAUAAUUAUGCUAGCGUGGUGAUCGUUGACGACCAGCCCCAGGUGUCUGAGCUCAUCGGGGACCUCAUGGACUCCAAUGAUGGCUUCCAGGAGGUGACGCGGCGCAAGUCUGGCAAGGAGAAGCAGAAGACGCAGCCCCACGAGCCCGUCCCCGCCACCCCUGCCAGUGAGCCACCCCCCGCCGGGACCACAACGGCCGUUGGCCCUGCCCCGGCCUCCUCCGCCUCCAAGAAACAGCAGGAGAAGAAGAAGAGUCGCUCCAGCAAGGCGGAGCGCAGCGGGUUUGAGCGCUCCAGGCAGUGCAAGCUGCCGCCGCGCCUGGCCAAGCAGCGUGAGAACAACCGCAUCAAUGCCAUGAAGUCCGCGGGCUCCUGCAGCCCUGUGGAAUCCCCCGUCAACACGCUGUUCCCCGUCAAGGACCCGGCAGCCAUCCCCCCGCCCCCAAAGAAUGCCUGGGACAAGCCACUGACGGCCACCCUGCGCGCCAACUCCCCCUCACAGCCGCCGCCCGCCAUCGAGGCCACCGGCCAGCCAGGCAUCAAGCCGGCCUCCUUCGACAACCACGACAGCGGCGUGGAGAUCAGCGACCAGCCAAAUUCCGCCGGCAGCAGCCAGCGCUCCAGCCCCAGCGACGACCCCGCCAGCUUCCCCAAGGUGGACAAGAGCACGCUGGACGGCACCUCCGUGCCCUCGCAGACCAUCAUCUUCGAGAACACAAACUUCAAGGCGGCUGGCUCCGUCAACGCCACGGUGGGCGCUGAGUACAAGGCCAAGUUUGGCGAGGCCCCCAAGCCACAGCGGCAGCGAGAGAGCCGGGAGCGGAAGAGUGCCUCCCCGGAGACCACGCUGGCCCUCAAGGACGACAAGGACAAGAAGGUGGACAAGCCGGAGCCCAUCGAGCUGCCCCUCAACUUCUCCACCAAGGUCAGCGAGGAGGCUGCCCCAGACAUGAAGCUGGACUUCACCUUCGACUCUGAGCUGACGGAGGUGUCCGGCUCAGUGAGCAGCAAGGGCAUCAGCCUGCCCCGGCCGCUGGUCAUGACCUCCAGCAGCAUGCAGAGCCCCAUCUCGCCCUCCACCGACGACCUCAACCUGAAGAUCGCCUCCGUCAAGAAGGUGUGGGAGACCAUGGCGCCCGUGCCUGAGCACGCCGAGGACGCCAGCAGUAGCUCCGUGUCCUUCUCCACGGCCUCCUUCAGCGCUGUGGACAGCGUGGCCGGCCUGGACCACUCCCCGGCCGCCCUGGAGGCCUCCUUCACCCCCAAGGAUGCCGCCUCCGUGGGCUCCUGCGAGGACCAUGGCCCAGAUGUGACGGGCUACCAGGGUGGCUCACCCCUGCAGCAGGGGCCGGGCAUGGGCGGCAGCAUGGUGUACACCUCCUCCGCCGUGGCCUACACCUCCUCGGCAGCGGCCUCGCUGGCCAAGGCCGAGGUCAGCCGCUCCGGCAAUGUGUGCAAGGUCAAGCCCCAGCAGCAGGCCGCCAGCAGCAGCUCCGUGUCGCCGGGUCCGGCCGGGUCCUCGCUGGGCAUCACUGGCUCCCUGUCCCCGCCACUGGUGUCGGGUUCCACGGGGCCCUCCAACAGCAGCAUGUACCAGGCCCUGGGUGGCACCGCGGCCUUCGGGGGCAUCGGCGGGGCCAUCCCCUCGCCCCCCAUGGUGUUCAACUCCAACCCCCAGACGGCCGGCCUGUACCAGCCCUUCCUGGAUGGUGCGCCAGUCAUCGGGCAGCGCGGGGCGUCCCAGUUCUCCCAGUACCCGCCGUACGGGCUGGGGCAGAGCCUGGGCAGCAACGCCUUCGGGCAGCAGUCCAUGUUCCUGCAGACGCCGCCGCCGCUCACCACACCGGACCUGUACACCAACAACCUGUCCCAGUACCGCCUGCAGCCCACGGGGGUCACCGGCUUCGGUCAGAGCCAGCCACAGAACCAGAACACCGUGCUCAUCUCCACGGCGUCCAACUCCCUCAUGUCCUCGGCCGUCAAGCCCUCCACGCAGACCUUUGGCAACUCCCAGCAGAACUUUGGCACCAUCGGCUCCAAGGCCGGCACGCCCUUCCAGCAGAGUGGCCUGGGCACGGCCCUGCAGGGCGGCCCACAGCCAUCACAGCUCUACAUCUAUGACCCCAGCCAGUCCAUGGGGCUGCUGGGCUCACAGCUGGUGCCCAGACCCGGUGUGCAGAACUCCGUCAUCCAGGCCAUCCAGCCGCCAAACUCCUUCUACUCCAACAAUGGUGGCGGAGCCCCCGGGGCACCCCCGACAGCACCUCCCACGGGCCCCGGUGGCCCCCAGCAGGCCGCAGGCUUCUACACGGCCUCUGGGUCGCCCCUCCAGGCGGCGGUGCAGCAGCAGGCCCAGCCGCCGCUGCAGACGCCACCGGCAGCCUUUGGGUUGCAGGGGUUUGGCAACCAGUCCCAGCCCGGGCCAGGCGGUGUGGGCAUGCAGGGGUUUGGGUCCAGCAUGAGCCUGGCGGCUCAGCAGCUUGGGGCACAGGCCUUCCGGGGCGGCCCCACCCUCCCCCCCAGCUUCCUCAAGUCCUUGCAGCCGGGCGCUAACAUUCAGGACACCUCCAGGCAGCAACUCAAGUCCCCGGGCGCAUCACAGAACUCAUUCUCAACCUUCUUCCCCACAUCCAGCAGCAUAUCAUCAAGCGUGAACAGCAGCAGCAGUAACAACAGCAGCAGCGGCAGCGGCAGCAACAGCAAUGCCAGCAACACCCAUGGUGGGUCUAGCGUGCCGCAAAUCUCCUCCCCAAAGGCACAGAACAGGAAAAUGCCGAGCCAGCCGGGCCUGGCGCACCAAAGCUCAAACAGAAGUGCGUCGUACCCGACACAGAACACUUCUCAGAUGAUGGGUGGCAGCCUGAGGUCCACUGGCAUGGUGAUGGGUCUCCGCGGCCAGCUGCCCAUGGCCACCCAGGGUGGUCUGAGUGGCCCGGCCCCGCCCAUGGCCACCACCAGUCGCUACCCAAACCCCGGGCCAAUCCAGCGACCUCCCUCUUCUCAGGGCACGGCCACCACCGCAAGUCACCGCACCAGCCGGGGGGGUCCGUCUCAGGGGCCGCCGCAGCCGCCACAGGCAACGCAGCGCACCUCCAACCCCCCAAGCUCUGCCCAACAGGCCAAGCUGAGGGCUGACGCGCUCAGCACCACGCAGGCCUUCUUCAACAGGGACGCUGGCAAGUCGGAGAAGAAGGAGGAGAAGGUGACCGAGUCUAUCGUGUCGCCGAAGGAGGACCUCUCGGCGGACAAGGUCUCGGCCGUGCCUUCCAGCGUGGGCGACGGGACCCCAAAAUGAGGCUAACGGGACGCUCGCCGACGCCCCCGAGGCAGAGGCGCUCGUCGGACGGUCACGCCGCGAGGCCUCAAGAAGAUUAAUUUGUGGUUUAUUUUCGGAUUUAUUUUUUUCCGUGAAGCGAAAUCUUGUGGACGUAACUCUUGGUUUAAGUGGCAAUGGAAGCGGAUUUGCCGACGGUAGAAAAUAUAUCAUAAUGGUUUCACUCUUUGGUAGGACAGGAAGUGCAUCAUCAGUUUAAUUUUUUGUUUUUUUCUCUCAGUGAACUCUUAUUGUUGUUAUUUUCACUCUCCACUGGAACAAGCUUCUGCGAGUGCUGUGCUAGAAACAUAGACAGACACAAGUGAUGCUAUGGUUUCUUUAGAAGUGUAACAACUCACUCCUGGAUGGAUGGUGCAUUCAUUGUUCAUAUGUUAACUCUGGGUUGGUUGAGGUUGGUUGAUUGAUUUUCUCGUGGCCAGCUACCCCGGACCCCAUAAGUAAGGUCCGCCACUUGGGUCGAGCACCGUGCUUCGUUUGUAUGGUUAACUGCAGAGGAUUUGUAAGUGGGUAAUGCACACAAGUCAUCUCUUCUAAUAUUUUGUCUCCGGAUACCACAUUGAUGAUUCCCGGAGCUAGUACACAGUAGCGUUAGAAAUGUGCUUCUUCAAGGGGAACGGUGCCUCAGACGGCGCCCAUCCCCGCUAUAGAAAACAUGCUGCAUAUGACAUGUAAAGUAUCGCUGAUUACUCUUUUUAUUUACACUCAAACGGAACUACUACUAUUACUACUACUACUACCGCGACAGAAACGUUAGGUUUUUGUCCGACUUUCGUGUUGAGGCAGUUCAAGCAAGUAAGCAAGGCCCAUCGUGUUGUAUAAAGGGCUGGCAGUUACAGUGGCAGGUGGGCUUCCUGACUACACCUCCUCCUCUUCUUCCUCUCCACCAAGAAGACUCGCUCACCCCCCAAAGAGAGGAGAGGUGAUGAUACUUCCUCCCACACCUCCUCCUCCUCUUCCUCCUGUUGACUUGCUCACUCCCCCCCAAAGAGAUUAUGAGAGGUGGCAAUGCUUCAAUUCUUCAGGGUCAAGAGAAUGGAGGUCAGUGUUUACCCCUUCAAGACAGAAGGGGAAGAGGAAGAAUUGGAAGAAAGAAGGGAAUAGAAGAAGUAGAUGAUGAUUCUUCUGGGACACAAGAGAAUGAAGAAGGGGAUGGAAAUGGGAGAAAAGGAAGCAACAGAGAAGAAAGAAAGAUGAUAAAGGAAGAGAAGAAGAAAGAAUAUUAGAGGAGGAGGAGACAAGAAACGCUGAUAAGAGAAGACAAAAUAAAUGAUGAAAAAGAGGAGGAGGACAAGAAGACUAGGAAGAUGAGGAGGAGGAGGAGGAG
Molecule: messenger RNA, 11291 nt
Organism: Eriocheir sinensis (Chinese mitten crab)
Lineage: Eukaryota; Metazoa; Arthropoda; Malacostraca; Decapoda; Varunidae
Product: protein PRRC2C-like
Exons: 17
Coding region: 344-9928 (3194 amino acids)
Biological process (GO): cell differentiation
Source: RefSeq, a predicted model, not a curated record